This is a messenger RNA of Nannospalax galili (Upper Galilee mountains blind mole rat), 3365 nucleotides long. It is a transcript of the gene Tmem170a, whose product is annotated as transmembrane protein 170A. The transcript has 3 exons. Gene Ontology annotation, biological process: endoplasmic reticulum tubular network organization. The record is from RefSeq and is a predicted model, not a curated record. Bases 320 to 826 code for a protein of 168 amino acids. Lineage: Eukaryota; Metazoa; Chordata; Mammalia; Rodentia; Spalacidae. Gene Ontology annotation, cellular component: endoplasmic reticulum membrane.
UUGGGGCUCGAACUCAGACCCUCAGCCUUGGUGGCAAGCGCCUAUACCCGCGGAGCCAUGUCCAGUAGAUGGCGCUGCAGAGAAGGGCAGAGCCAAGCACUCCCUGACCGGGCAGGAGACUCUCGUCCAGCAGGGGGCGCAGCACGCCGGGGCUGAGGCGUUCUCGAACCGAACACGACGUCAGGGGGCGGGAACAGUUGUGGCCCCGCUCCCUACGUCAGCGGAGCCCUGUGAUUGGAGGGAGAAACGAUCUCUUGGCAGCGCCGUUGAGGUGGGAGGAAGAAGUGGGUUCCGGCCGAAGGUGAGACCGUGGCGGCCGAUGUGCCGGCUAGCCGGGCUCUGCGGCAGUCUGGCCGCUGUCCCCCCACAGCUGUCCGCGGUGGAUGGCGGCGGGAUGGAGCGCGAGGGGAGCGGCGGCGGCGGGGCGGCCGGGCUCCUGCAGCAGGUCCUCAGCCUGAAGCUCGUGCCCCGGGUGGGCAACGGGACCCUGUGCCCCAACUCCACUUCGCUCUGCUCCUUCCCAGAGAUGUGGUAUGGUGUGUUCCUGUGGGCACUGGUGUCUUCUGUCUUCUUUCAUGUCCCUGCUGGAUUACUGGCCCUCUUCACCCUCAGACACCACAAAUAUGGUAGGUUCAUGUCUGUAAGCAUCCUGUUGAUGGGCAUCGUGGGACCAAUUACUGCUGGAAUCUUGACAAGUGCGGCACUUGCCGGAGUCUACCGAGCUGCAGGAAAGGAGAUGAUGCCUUUUGAAGCCCUCACCUUGGGCACUGGACAGACAUUCUGUGUCGUGGUGAUCUCCUUCUUACGGGCUUUAGCUACUCUAUAGCAUACACCUUUAUGUUGUGAUGUCACGCCUGUUUAUAGACUUCUCCAAAGGAGUGCACAGGUUUCUUAAUUCCUCAGAUGGAAGCAGUGUGGAUGAACAGGAGCCUGAAGAAUGUCACAGCCCUUUCUUCCACUUGAAGUGCCAGCAGUUGAAGACCUCUGCGGACCCAUCACUCAACCAAAACUCCUAGCUUUCUUUUUUGUGGUUAUUUGAGACAUUUGCACACACAUCUUCACCCAAGCCAAGACCACAUGCCUCUAGGUUAGCAUUCCUCACACUAGAAUUUGCAUUGUUCUUUGAGACGAUGCAGUGUUGCCAUUUCAGAGAAACAAGAGAACAAGAGAAAAUGCUGGCUGCCUUGAAGAGAGCAGACUGCUGUGCUCAAAUCUUAAUUGCUUCCCAACUGGAAGUUAGCAGACACUUCCUCACUAAGUCUUCCUAACAGUGAAGCCACGAUGGUUUUGGUUGAGUAUAGCUCUGAGAACAAACAGCUGAGCUAGAGCAGGAAAAGGAGUCAAAGUAAAGCUGUAAAGUAGCAGCUCUGCUCCAGCGUUAGGAGUAGUAACUUCUGAGAACGUGACGUUUUUAUGGAUAACUGUCUUGACCUCUGACUAUUUAAUAUAUUUUAAGAAAUGUGAAUUUAUUGUUUCGUAUAGUUGAUCAAAAUAAGCUAGCUAAUUAAUGGCCUUUUUUUUUUUUUAAAGACAUGGGCCCUUGCUCUGUUGCCCAGGCCAGCCUUAAACUUCUGGGUCCAAGCGAGCCUCCUGCCAUUCACCCUGAGUGGCUGGGACUGUUAUGCCUAGUUGAGGCCCUUUUUCCAAAGAAUUUCUAUGGCACCUUUUCCUCUCAUUUUUAAUUCUAUUAUUGAUAUUUACUUUCAUUGGAAACACACAUUAUUAAGUAGCUUGGGAUGAAAGUUGAGGCCAGAUGACUUAGGAUACUCUUCGGACAUUCAGGCACAAAUGAAGAUACUCCAAAGAUUCUGUUUUAUUCUUUCUUAGUGACUUUGGCUUAUUAAUAACUCAGAAAAUUGUAGCAUGCAGCUGUAACUAGGGUUAGUGGUUCUUGAUCCUUGUAUUUACCUAGUGGUGGCUCCUCAGCCUACCUUUGCAGGCUUUGAGUAUCAAUGCUCAUAAAGUGCCUAAAACUUCCUUUUCAGAUCUACCCCCACGCCACCCUUUUUACUUUUAGUCAAGAGAAUUUAUAUUCUUAAAGAGAGAUAUCAAUUUUUAAACUUAAUUUUAGCUAUUUUAAAUUUUAUUCCACUGCCUAACUUUCUUUUUUCAUUAAAAGGUCUGAAAACUAUGACCUUUAAAAGGGAAAGGAUUGAAAAAGUUAAGUACCUUUUAGUCAAUUAAAAGGUUUUAUUUCAAAUCCAAUGUUCUUGCUUGUUACCUGUUAUUACCUUUUUUUCAGAGUAGCUUCUGGUAAUUAACUCUGACAUUGUUUUGUUUUUAAAACAGUCUUCCUCUAGCCCUAGCUGGUCUGGAACUUGCUAUGUAGACCAGGCUAUCCUCAAUCUCACAGAGAUCAAAUUACCUCUGCCACCAGUGCUGGGAUUAAAGGAGCGUGCCACCUCACCCAGCCCAUUAACUCUGAAAUUUUUAAAGGAGAGUUUUCAUUGUGAGAUUCAGGCUGACAAGCUAUGAAGACAUAAAUUCAUCUAAUACAAUAUGCUCUAUGGCUUCUGGUUAAAAAUAGCCAAGAGGGGUUGUCAAUAUGGAGUAGCAGAUAAAGACACUUGCCACCAAGACAGACAACCUGAGUUCAAUACCCAGGACCCACAUUGUGGAAGGAGAGAACCAACUCCUGCAAGUUGUCCUCUGACCUGUACUUGUAAGCAGACACACACACACACACACACACACACACACACACACACACAAAUGUAAUAAAAAAUUUUUAAAUAGCGCAAAGAACCAAUUUGCCCAGGAAUGUCAUAGAAAAGAAUUACAGAAGGAUUACAAAAAAAUAACUGGUCUGUUCCUUUGACUAAUUAGACCACUUGUCAAAGUUAUAGUGACAUACCAGAUUUGGAAGACAAAGUGUAGGUUAACGUCUCUUCAAAUUCCCCAGCAAGAAGCUCAAAUCUUUCUCUGAACAAUAUUUUAAAGACUUCAGUUUUCUGUCUAAUGUGCUAUUAAUUUGGAAAAUAUCCCUACAGUUUGAGAAAUUUGGAGCCUUGUAUCCUGCACUCUGGCAUAUGAUCUGGGCCAUGUGUUUUGAAAGCUCCUCUUACAAGACGUUUCACUGAAACAUUCUUUUCCGUAUAUUGUCACUAUGCACAUAGGUGAGUCGUUGGUGGGCUUUUCGAAUUUCCUAGUAAAUAGGAACUUUUGAGCAUACUCCUCUGUGACUGCAAUGUCAGGUUAUUUCAGAACUGAGACACAAAGUAGGCCUUUGAAGGGGGUUUUUGUUCCCAUCUGUUUCUUUUUUAUGUUUUAUCUGCUCUUUCAAAAAAAGACCUCAGCUGGAUGUGGUGGUGCAGGCCUUUAAUCCCAGCACUGGGGAGGCAGAGUCAGGUGGAUCUCUGUGAGUU